Messenger RNA from Colletotrichum orchidophilum, 2166 nucleotides. RefSeq lists its product as uncharacterized. Gene Ontology annotation, cellular component: nucleus. The transcript is spliced from 3 exons. Gene Ontology annotation, biological process: DNA-templated transcription. The coding region runs from base 1 to 2166 and encodes 721 amino acids. Gene Ontology annotation, molecular function: zinc ion binding; DNA binding. Lineage: Eukaryota; Fungi; Ascomycota; Sordariomycetes; Glomerellales; Glomerellaceae. The record is from RefSeq and is a predicted model, not a curated record.
AUGGAGGUCGACACGACUGAGGCUGAAAAGACGCAGCAAAAUCGCAGUUCGAACGAGGACCAACCGAUCGUAACUCUCUCUCUAGAGAGGGGAUUUCGUGCCUGUAUUGAGUGCCGGCGGCGACAUGCGACAGCCCAUCUGUGGUCUUUGUCGGAGAACGGGAGGAUGCUGUACAUUUCCGACAAGGAGGAAAGCCCCGGAAUUUCGGAAGCGGCCUACGAAGGCGAGGGACGCGAAUAUGAUAGACCCGCAGAGGAUUGGUUCGACCGACCGCCCUUUCGUGACUCGUGGUUGAUACUAAGCUCUCAACUAGAAUAUCUUGUUGGUCUGCUCGAAUCCAGGCUCGAAGAGACCCCGAAGAGCCAAAGCUCAACAUGUGAAUCACCAGGAAGGGAUACAGGGAGUGUUCAAUCGAGCGCCACGAGCCCAAGUUUUUCCGAAUCAACCGGAACGUGUCGAGAAGAUGCCUCGGGGCAGCAAAUCUCCGGGAUUCCAAAUAGCACUGCCGCCAUGCCAACAGGCCCUGGCCUCGCUUCUCGGACUCACGAAUAUGUUGAGGCCGAGACCGUGGACAGCAACCAGCAGCCAAGCACGGCAUCAACCUGGACUGGAAUACCCGAUGAUGUGGUGACAGAGCUUGUCAAUCUAUAUUUUGACAAGAUCCAAGCGUGGCUGCCACUCCUCCAUCGGCCAAACUUCUUUGCCCAAUACUUGGCCGACGGCAGCUUCCACAGUGAUAGGCUACAAAAGGUCUCGUUACAAGAGGCCUUGCUGUUUUUCGGUAUCUUUGCCCUCGCCGCCCGACACUCCAAGCAUGAAUAUUUUAAAGAUAUGGCGUCGCCGAAUCGCGGCGAAAGGUUUGCGGAGCAAGCGAUAAAAUACUACGCCGAAUUACGGUCUGCUGAUUUUGAAACGAACUUGGAAUAUUUACAGGGCUGCAUUCUACUGGCUUUUUACCUCUAUACGAGCGGCCCAAGUCACCAAGCAUGGAUCCUGACUGGGGUAUGCGUCCGCCUAGCUUACGACCUAGACCUGUGCUGCAUGGACGAAGAUGAAGACGUCAACGAAACCGCCGCGGAAUGGUCGGCGGCAGAAGAGCGGAGGAGGGCGUUUUGGCUCGUGUGGGAACUCGAUACAUUUGCUUCCAUCUUGUCAAUGCGCCCGCGAGGACUCAACAGCCAACGGAUCGUCGUACGUCUUCCGGCCAGCGACCAAGCUUGGUUCUCCAAUCAUCCGUGCGAGUCUCCAGCGAUUCCUCCCGAUCCAGCUCAGGCUUGGAAAGUCCUGCUCGACUCUCCAAACAAUGACGAACGAGCGUGGUUCCUCCUGGCCAACCAUCUCAUGGCCUUGGCAUACGAGGCAGCGUCAGGCCGUCACAAGUCUCAGCGAGACCACAGCGAGCUCACGAGUUCGAUUACAUACUUUUCCCUUGCAGUAUCGCAGCGAUAUGGUCUGGAAACCAACCCUCCCGCUUUCGUUGCUGGGACUUUUGCAAGGGAUAACUGGAUCAUCGGCAUGCACCUGAUGCUGGCAUGCACUAGAGCAUGUCUCUCAGUUCUCACGGUUGGCCCCGUGGCAGGAAUAGAGACCUUUGGAGAUGACUUCUCAAGAAUUCUCAACCGCUGGCACCCUGAAUACAUCGCUCUCAGUCAUCCAUUCUUUGCUGGGACACUUCUCUAUGCCCGAACGUACCCCUCCCUGUCUUCAACACGGCCUCUCAGUGUCUCAUGUAACCAGGAACUGGCGGCUCUCAUUCUUUCCCACUUUGCGACCUUCUGGAAGUUAGGUUCCUUGCUACUAGGCCUAGUGACUUCCAAGUCAAGCUACGACGAACAGUUUCGCAAAACCCAAUGCUCGAUGACGAAAUACUGCAAGAUAUACUUCUCCCACUUGUCCAUUCAACAUGAAUCACCAGGAGGCCGAAAUCCAGCUCAGGUAGAGAUGCGCCAUUCAAACAUGAGCUCUGCCCGCGAAGAGAUUGUUCAGCCGCAAGAGGCUUGCCAAUCUCCUGGAGAACUAUUCAACAUUCAAUUUGGACUUGAUGAGGUUGCGAGUGACGCAGUACAGCUGCCAACAGACACAUUGGAAGGAGUGUACAACUGGUGCUCUCCAACACAGAUGGACUAUCUCUGCGGCGAUAGCCGGGGGUUCGGCUGCUUCGAGUAG